AUGGAUCACGAGUGGCGAAUGACAGAUCUUCAUCUCUAUCCAAUGAUCGACGUGCUUGGGCGAUUGCUGGCCAUGUUGGUUUGCGUUGAUGAGGCUGUAUCCGGUAAUUCUUGCAUCAGGAAACAUUGGAGCUUUUAUCUUCGGUCUGUGCACUUGGUGCAUCGAAAUUCAGUGAAGUUUGGCAUGUUUGAUUCACCAAUCGAAGCACUGGUGAAUGUUCUGAUGAAGGUUGACCUUCAGAUAAUGAGCGGCUACGUUCUACAGAACAGCUUUCCCAUUUCAUUCGGCAGUGACAACCCAACCUUCGGUGAAAACAUGUUGAAAGAAUUCGUUCAUGCCGUCAAGUGGAGUAAAAAGAGGUUCGAACUCAGUGUCGCCUGCGAUGCCCCGUACCACGAACACCUCGUGGCCCUUUGCAGUCUCGCCUGUUUUCUACACAGUGUGUUUAACGCCGUUGACCAGAAGUGCUUGCGUGUCUUGAUGGAAUGCUGCAGAAAGGCACCUGUUGUCGUUCUGUGCAAUUGUGUCGCCUUUUGUCCUGCCAAAUUUCUACUGAGAAAGAUUUCUGUCGGCAUACGCUCGUUCGACAUUGCCGCAUUCGACUCUUCCAUCAGCCAACAUCCCAGCUUGUUCCAGCAGCGAUGUGGAGACGUGAAACGCGCUUUCGAAAGACUUCGUUUGGCGGUACUGAGGCUGCAGUUGGAAGUUGGAGGAUUCCGUCGCUGGCAGGACAAUUCAGUGGCAGAGCUGCAACGACGUAAUGAUUUAUUUUUGAACGGGUUGAGUGCUGCUGCUUUCGUUGGGGAGCACGUCAGGACGUUAUUGGCUUUGAUCUCCGAAGACGCACAGUUUAUUGAUAAACGCGUGUUGUUGCUCUUAUUUCGAAUAGUGGACCAGCUUAAGGCAAGAACAGUCCCAGUCCACUUCGUUCGGGAAGCGUGCGACUGCUCUUUCGUCGCCUUCUACCGCUCCCUCGUGCCGCUCUACUUUGGACUUUGCUUAAAAAGCACGGAAGUCAGUUAUGUCCUUGAUUUGCAGAGUUUCUUCGCCGCUUUGAAUGACUCAUGUAAAAUGUUGCGCGAUGGCAUCUGCCACGAGGCCGACGCUGCUGCGACGGUCUUCGAACAUGACGUGUGGCAUGAGUUUGAACAGGUCUUAAUGCGCUACCUUUGCCAAGAGGUCGAAAACGACCUGCGUUUAUCACUCUUCUCUGAAAGCCCCGUCGAAAACGAACAACGCUUUUCAAACCACAAACUGUAUUACUCGUUGAUCCAUCAUCGACCCAUAUACUUUUCUGGAAAAUACCUGGAUAUCAGCGGUAAUUAUUCGCUUGUUAACGCGUUGAAUCAGAAGCCUGCGCGCUAG
Soboliphyme baturini is the source of this 1365-nucleotide messenger RNA. NCBI's taxonomy places the organism in Eukaryota, Metazoa, Nematoda, Enoplea, Dioctophymatida, Soboliphymatidae. The record is from the annotation of a GenBank genome assembly.